This is a messenger RNA of Camellia sinensis, 1260 nucleotides long. RefSeq names its product elongation factor 1-gamma. The record is from RefSeq and is a predicted model, not a curated record. NCBI's taxonomy places the organism in Eukaryota, Viridiplantae, Streptophyta, Magnoliopsida, Ericales, Theaceae. Gene Ontology annotation, molecular function: glutathione transferase activity.
CUCUCUCUCUCUCUCCUUUCUCUCUUCACUCGCAAAGCUUCUUGUUUUUCGGAAGAUCGCUCGUACUCUACGAUCCGAUAUCAAAAAAAGCAAUCGUUUUUCCCUUAAGAAAUGGCGCUGAUCUUGCAUGCAGGGAAAACAAACAAAAAUGCUUUCAAGACACUCAUUGCUGCAGAGUACAGUGGUGUCCAAGUUGAACUUGCCCAGAAUUUUGAGAUGGGUGUGUCAAAUAAAACCCCAGAGUUUAUUAAGAUGAACCCUAUUGGGAAGGUUCCUGUGCUGGAAACUCCUGAUGGGCCCAUCUUUGAGAGCAAUGCCAUAGCACGAUAUGUUGCUCGCUUGAAGUCUGACAAUCCUCUUUGUGGCUCUUCGUUAACAGAAUGUGCCCAUGUUGAGCAGUGGAUUGACUUUGCAUCACUGGAGGUUGACGCCAAUAUUUUGAACUGGUUUAGACCAAGAAUGGGACACACUGUUUACCUUCCUCCAGCUGAGGAAGCUGCUAUUUCUGCAUUGAAGAGAGGUCUUGGUGCUUUGAAUACAUAUUUGGCUUCAAACACUUACCUGGUUGGGCAUGCUGUGACCCUGGCUGAUAUUAUCAUGACAUGCAAUUUGUAUUUGGGAUUCACUCGGCUCAUGACUACGAGCUUUACCUCUGAGUUCCCUCAUGUUGAGAGAUACUUCUGGACCAUGGUUAAUCAAGCAAAUUUCAGCAAGAUAUUGGGUGAGGUUAAACAGACGGAAAAAGUUCCACCUGUUCAGUCUACAAAGCAGCCUUCCCCACCAAAAGAAGCUGCAAAACCAAAGCCUAAGGAUGAGCCAAAGAAAGAAGCGAAGAAGGAACCAGCAAAGCCCAAAGAAGAAGCUGGUGAGGAAGAGGAGGAGGCACCAGCCCCAACCUGCACUCUCAUCUUCUCUCCUUCUCGGCUGAAAAAACUACACAAAUAUACACACACACACAAGCACAAAAGCACACUACUCUCUCUCUCUCUCUACCUCACUUCCCGUGGUCUCCCACAUGCACUUUAUGAUCAAAAACCUUUUUUUUGUUUUUUCUUAAUCAACCCAUUCCCUCUCUCUCAGGUUACUUUUUCUCUCCACCAGACCCACUUUAAUCAUAUCUACCACCAUUCUUUUCUUUAUCACACCUAUCUUUAUCUCUUUUCUAUAACUCUCACCCACGCCUAUGCUUUCUACCUUAAUAUAUUUUUAUUUAAAAUUAUUAUUAUUAUUAUUAUUAUUAUUAUAAAAAAUAAAAAAAUA